AGCUGGUUUUCAGCGUACAGUUUGAUUUACAGGUUACUUUACGCUGGCAAAUAAUACUAGGAGCAAUCAGCUUAGUUUACUGAAUAGUAUAAUUAUACUCAUACCUAGGAAUCUAAAGAACUAUUAAAAACUACAAUCAUAAUACAAUUUGAUGGGAAAUAAAACUUCAAACUGCUCAAGUACUAGCAGAGAGGUGUUUGCAUUUUUAUAUUUCUUAAAGAUUCGGAACGUAAAAAAAGGUGACUUAAUAGUUCAAGGAGAGAAAAGUGGAAACCCAAAGAUAGUAGCUGGGUGUUGGUUUCUUCAGUGUUACUUCAAUAUUACAAAUACUUUACGCAGAUACUUUUAAAAUAACAGCAGUUUGCAAGCAAAACUGCAAAUAGCUGCACAAGUAUAUGUUAUUGUUGGGCAUUUUUGUUUGUAUUUUUAUUUUUUAAACAUUUCGUUUUAGGUUUGUGGUUGGUUUACAUUAUAUUUUCUGUGUUUUAUUCUUUAAUGAAUGGUCUUUUCAAUAAAAUUUAAAUAUUUAUGUAAGUUUUAUUAUUGUGAUAAGAUAAUAAUAUUGCAAGACUCAUUGUUUUACAAUCAGUUACCUAACUUGGUUUUAUUAACUUUGGUAUAAACUAUUGUUAGUGUUACCAAACUGAAAAUAAACAUAUUUUUUGCAGAACUAUUUCAACUGUAGUUGUUUGAAAAAUACAGAUAUAAUAUUAUUAUACAUGCACUAAAUUUUUGUAAUGGAUCAAGACUUUGAACGAAGAUUACUAAAGCAGCAAAAUGGAACACCAAUGUCUCCAAUCCUAUCUCCAUCAUCAUCUUCGUUUGGUAACCGACAUCACUCACGGUCACUUCCACCAUCACCAAGUGGUUUGUCACCUGUCAAACCUGAACGAUGUAGUGACCGCUUUAUACCAGCACGUGCAGGAGCGCGAUGGCAUAUUGAUUUUAACAUGAUAUAUGACAAGGGUUCCAGCAAAUCACCCCAAAAUAAACCAAAUAGUAAUCAGCAAAAUACAACUCAAACCAAUCCAAAUUCACCUCAGCCUCAAACUCAAUCAUCUGCUGGACCAAAUCGUAAAACAAGAGAUGCUAGUGAAAAUGGACAAGACAGCUUAAUGUACCAAUGCUUGCUAAGAAACGAGUUACUUGGAUCUGAGAUAGAUCGAUUAAAAGACAACCAAUUAGAAGGAAGAAAAGUUUGCAGUAGCCCUGGCUCAGAGAAAAAGAAUUUAUUUAAGUAUUCCCUUCGAAUGAAGAGAGUCGAUUGCAAUGAAUCAACAUCCCCCUAUUCAUUAUCUCCUAUUGGAUGUAAAAGUCAAAAGUUACUUCGAUCUCCACGAAAACCAAUGCGAAAAAUCCCAAAAGUUCCUUUCAAAGUGCUUGAUGCCCCAGAACUACAAGAUGACUUCUACCUCAAUUUGGUUGAUUGGUCGUCUUCUAAUAUAUUGAGCGUUGGUCUUGGUGCAUGUGUGUAUUUAUGGAGUGCAUGUACAAGUCAAGUAACAAGGUUGUGUGAUCUUGGCUCAGAGGAAGACUCUGUAACUUCUGUUAAUUGGAACGACAGGGGGAACCUAGUUGCUGUAGGAACCCAUAAAGGUUAUGUACAAGUUUGGGAUGCACUUGCCAACAAAAAGAUUAAGCAAUUAGAAGGUCAUACUGCACGUGUUGGUGCACUGGCAUGGAAUGGUGAACAGUUGUCGUCUGGCAGCAGGGACCGGAUUAUUCUUCAGCGUGAUAUUCGCUCCGCAUCAGCAGUGACACCGGGAAAUUCUGAUAAAAAACUUGCAGGUCAUCGUCAGGAAGUUUGUGGUUUGAAAUGGUCACCUGAUCGACAGCAUUUAGCUUCUGGUGGAAACGAUAACAGAUUACUUGUGUGGAAUGCAAGUACAUCAUCGGCAUAUCAACACCAACCAAUGCAAACAUACUGUGAACAUCUGGCAGCUGUUAAGGCUAUUGCUUGGUCCCCUCAUCAACAUGGCUUGCUUGCUUCUGGUGGUGGAACAGCUGAUAGAUGUAUACGAUUCUGGAACACUUUAACACAGCAACCAUUACAAUGUGUUGAUACUGGAUCACAAGUUUGUAACCUUGCAUGGUCAAAACAUGCAAGUGAACUCGUUUCAACGCAUGGCUACAGUCAAAAUCAAAUCUUACUCUGGAAAUAUCCAUCACUAAAACAAGUUGCAAAGCUGACCGGUCACACCUACCGUGUGUUAUACCUGGCCACUUCCCCUGAUGGCGAAGCAAUAGUUACUGGUGCUGGCGAUGAAACGUUGAGAUUUUGGAAUGUUUUCUCUAAAUCUCCAUCAACGAAAGAUUCAACUUCAGUCCUUAACUUAUUUACAAGCAUUCGCUAGUAUUAUGUUACUUGCACAUGUUCUUGUGUUAUUUAUAGUUAAGUUUAUUAUUGAGUGGAAAGCGUAACAAUCUGUUUAAAUAUUUUAAUUUGCCUGCCAUGUGUUGGUAGGUAAAGUUUCAAUUUAUUUUAUCUUUAAUGGCGCGGUGAAUUGUUCUUUGUGUCAUUUUUUGUGUUUAUUUAUUAUUUAAUCAAAGUUGACAAAGUAAAUGGCACACUAUUUUAAAACUAAGUAAGAAUUAGUAAAUUCCACUAAAACAAAACAGUUAAACCGCAAAUAUAAAACAAUAAUAUUCAAAACCAAAAUAUCAGAAGGAACAGGCAUGCACUGUGACUUUAAAUAGAUUGUUGACACUUUUGAGUUGUUUUUUUUUAUCAAUGAAUGAAAUUAAGUAUAUUACUAUAUGCUGAUUCAGUUUUAAGCAGCUCGCUUGCUGAGCUUAUGCAAGCGUACUGCCAUACGCAAUUGCAGUGUUAUACAGAUUAUUAAAGUUAAUGGCCCUCUGUCUUAGUUAAUUAAUUUUAUUCUAGCUAUAAGUUUUAACGUUGUGCUGACCUUUUUAUUGUAUACAUAUUGAUUUUUUUCAAUUAUCCCAAACAAUUUCACUUGCAAACAACAUAAAAUAUUUGAUGUAUUUAUUUUAUUUGUACCAUAUCUAAUCCAUAUUUUAAACAUCAGUUUUGUUUGUUAUUAGUUUUCUGUUAAGUAUUUGCACCUCCCACGUUUACUGAUUUUUGCGAAGGUAACACACAAUACAGGAUGUAAUGAUCAUCGGUGACGUUCUGAUGAGUUCUGUAGGAAUGAAACGUAAAUUUAUGAAAAAUGUUAGGUUUAAGUCUGGCUAAGUGGCGUGUACAGUAAUUAUAAAGCACUACUUGCGUGUAAAGGGGUAAUAAAGGAAGUGUGACG
Molecule: messenger RNA, 3263 nt
Organism: Ciona intestinalis (vase tunicate)
Lineage: Eukaryota; Metazoa; Chordata; Ascidiacea; Phlebobranchia; Cionidae
Source: RefSeq, a predicted model, not a curated record